AUGGCCAACUCACCCUCCUCCCCUCAACCAACUUGUGCUCGAGACUCCCUACUAUGUGAGUACAAGCUUUCUGAAGAGGACAUUGAGAAGUUCAAGGCAAAGUUUGGCAAUAACUCGAUGGAAUCUUUCGAAGCUGUGGUGAACUUCAUGGAUCAAAUUGAGUCUUCUGGCGAUUCUGUCCUUCUUCAGAUGAAUGAACCAUUUGCACGAAACAAGCUCCUUGAUGUAGUGGAGUGGAAUCAACAUUGUCGCUCCUUUGAAGCUAAGAUGGAUGACAAACGUCGCUCCUUUGAAGCUAAGAUGGAUGACAAACGUCGCGCCUUUGACACUGAGAUGAAUGACAAACGUCAAGCCUUUGACACUGAGAUGGAGGAGAUGCAUCAGACCCACAAGGAGGUGAUGGAUAUCGUGGAGGAAAAGCUCAAACUUCGUCGUCAAGAACGCUUUGUUGGAAGUCCUCCAGGAGACUCUCGUCCAGAUGAAGUUGAAAAGCAAGUCUUCAUGAUUCCUAAACUGGCUAGUAUUAUCAAUGCCAUCUUCAACAUCUCCAAACGUGUACCAUUCUUCUUCAUGAACAUCUUCCUUUAUCUCAAAGCUACCAUCAUGAUUCCAGUGGCCAACGAUAAUGGCAUCCACAAGGACAACCACAUCUACAAUGACAAUGACAACGGCAUCCGCAAUGACAACAGCAUCCACAAGGACAAGGACAUUGACAACAACAUCCACAAUGACAACCACAUCCACAAGGACAUCAACAUCCACAAUGACAAGGACAACGGCAUCGACAAGGAAAAGGACAACGACAAUGACAAGGACGACGACAUUCACAAUGACAACAACAUCCACAAUGACAAGGACAACAGCAUGGACAGGGAAAAGGACAUUGACAAUGACAACCACAUCCACAAUGACAACCACAAUGACAAUGAUGACGAGGGUGACCAUGGGGUCCAUAAUGAGAGUGACAUCAAGGAUUGGCAAGAGCAACAAGAUGAAGUUCAAUCCCUCACCACAGAGGAGAACUUGGACCAUGACCCUCAAAUGAAUCCAGCUAAUGUCCUUGUUGGACUGGGUGGCUUGUCUGCUCAUGAUGUUGCUUCUAUCAGAAACCAAGUGGAAGAAAAUUACAUGUCUAGCCUACACGGCCUUUCUGACAAUGAGGUUGCUUUCGUCAAAGACAUAAUGGAAAAGGAAGUACACACUGCCAUGUUGGAGCUCAUCUCUAAAAGGUGGGAGGAGUGGCAGCAACGUCAAGAUGAAUACACCCAGAUCCAAAACCACCUCACGUUAUCAGUCAUUCGUCCCAUCCGUGCAGCUGAGAUGGAGGAGUUUCGUCGCAACCAUGCAGCUGAGAGGGAGGAGUUGCGACGAAACCAUGCAGCUGAGAUGGAGGAGUUGCAGGAGAUUCGUCGCAAUAAUGCUGCUGAGAUGAUGCGUGGAUUACAGGAGUUAUUUCAGGAGUUCGCUCAGGAGUUACAUGGCCCGGAGAACAACGCAGCCGUGCAGGAGCUUGAUCAUGCGGGAUUCCCUCAAUAA
Molecule: messenger RNA, 1536 nt
Organism: Seminavis robusta
Lineage: Eukaryota; Bacillariophyta; Bacillariophyceae; Naviculales; Naviculaceae
Source: the annotation of a GenBank genome assembly